GGGACUUCCUCAGCCAGCAGCUUCCAAGCCUUGUCCCAGAUCCAGGAAGUGAGUGAACGAUCCAUCGAAAGGAGAGAAAGAGACAGGUUCUGAGCAACAGGCAACACAACUGGGAGCACAAGGAAAUUGGAAGCGAUGGCAACCAAGGAGCAGCCCCAGACAGCAGGUAUUGUAACUCAAGACAGUAAGUCUGCUGAUGGAAACGCUAAUGUGGGUAAAGCAAAUGUCGCAGAAGUUGAUUUUCUGCCGCCUAUCCAAAGAGCUGAUCUCAUGGACCCAUCUGUCGAGUACAACAUGAACCACAAAAGACGUGGACUCGCCUUAAUCUUCAACUAUGAGCACUUUUUCUGGUACCUUGGAAUGCCCAUGAGACGAGGCACGAAUGCUGACAAAAUGAAUCUGGAAAUCAGAUUGGAAAAUCUUGGUUUUGAAGUUCAGGCUUUUGAUAACCUCAAAGCAGCAGAGGUUUUGGAGAAAAUUCAUCAAGUGGCCACCUCCGAUCAUUCUGAUGUUGAUUGUUUUCUGUGCGUCUUCCUCAGCCACGGGGAGAACAACCACAUUUUUGCUUAUGAUGCAAAACUUGAAAUCCAGGAAAUGACCGCCUUGUUUAGAGGUGACAAAUGCUCUUCGCUGGUCGGGAAACCUAAAAUCUUUGUGAUCCAGGCAUGUCGGGGAGACAAACACGACGAGCCCGUGAAACCCAGGGAUGAAGUUGACACUUUGGAAAAGAAGGCUAUGGUGAAUGAGCUGGUUACAGACGCAGGAGCAGUGUAUACGUUACCCGCUGGCGCCGAUUUCAUCAUGUGCUACUCAGUGGCUGAAGGUUUCUACUCUCAUCGGGAAACUGUGAACGGCUCCUGGUACAUUCAGGAUCUGUGUAACUUGCUUAAAGAAUACGGUUCAAAACUAGAAUUCACAGAGAUUCUGACCCUGGUGAACAGGAAGGUUUCGCAGCGCAGUGUAGAAAACUGCUUGGAUGCCAAUGCACUCGGGAAGAAACAAGUCCCCUGUUUCGCCUCUAUGUUGACCAAGAAACUCUAUUUCAGACCAAAGUCUUCAUAGACACCUACACCCAGUCAGGGUUGGGUUGUGUUCUGCACAACAGUCUGUUUUAGUGUCUUGGCAGGACUCCAUUAGGAAAGAAAAAGGAUUAGAACUAGAGAUACAGUAAAACUUGCAUAAGUCUUAUCUUUAUAAAUCUCCUAAGUCAUACACCCAAGUCCUACUCAGUUUCCUACAAAAAAUGACUUAGAUUUUUUGCACUAGUCGUAUUUUAUAAAUUGGAUAAACGUCUAAAUCAUAAUGGUUUCUUGGUUUUUAUAAUCCUAAAUCCUAUGCAAAUCAUCUCCAAACCAGUAACAUUGCUAUCUCACUUACUGGCUGCAUGGAAAUAUGCCUGUGCAGUGUUUCGCUUGAAACACGCGCGGGAAACAAAGUCUUGACCCAUCACCGCAUGUGCACUUACCAGCUGCGGUGAUGAAGUACUGCAUGUGCAGUACACCACAGUGCCCUCCGUUGAAACAAACGCGGUACUUGUUUUCUGUGAUGUGUUAGUCGUAUAAAAUCCGACUUACAGUUUGCCUGUAACUCAUACUUCGCAUCAGUCAUAUCAAAUAUUGUGCUCCCAACUGAUACGACUUAUGUGAAUUUUACUGUACAGUAUGAAUAGGAAUGUAACCUUUUGAGCACCAUGGCAGCAUUUCUUCUUUCAGAAGGGACCGGUUAAAGUAUAAUUGCGCUGAAGAUGAGCAGAGGACGGAAAAUAAAGGCUUCCACCAAAAAUAUAUUUUUGCCCACAAUCUUACGAGAUUUGCAAGAAACAAAUUGAGGUCUAAUAAGGACAUGCAAGAAGAACUCUCGAGUUUACCCAGCUUAUGUGAGAAGGUAGUUCAGGCUCCAGCUGAAUUAGGUUGAAUUAAAACUAAACUGAUGACUAUAAUGCUAUGCUAUGGUGACUCAUUUUAAUCAGGUUUCAGGGUGCUUGCAGGGCUGCCUGCUUAGUUUACAGCCUCUCAGAUGCUAAGUCCCCUGGAGUUUCACAUUAUUGAUUUUUUUAAUAUGAUUGGGUGAAGGAACUUUUUGUUUGACAAAUAAACUUUUUUGUAAGCUUUUUGUAAAAUAAUCCUAGUGCUCACAGACCUGAGACAAAAUUGGAUGUGUGAAUGAAACAAAUGAAUGUUCAUUUUCUUUUCAGUGUGAGAUUAAAGAUUUUUAAACAUUUCUUUUUUUAAAAAGGGAACUUUUACAUCUGGAAUGUCUAAAUCUAGGACUGUUUACUUCUCAUGCCCUGUAUGUGUUGAUUUUCUCUGGGGUAUCAUGGGUUAUGGCAGCUUUUCAGAUACCUCAUGCAAAUAGUCAUUCUAUACUGUGAGUUUCCAUUUGACCAGGAAAGGACAAACAAACUUGACCCUAUCCUCACCUAUGACCAAAAUCUUUCAUAUUCGUAUACUUAAGACCAUUUAAGAUCAUGCAAGAUUUGGAAAACCGUCUGGAAUUCAGUCUUAAUUAGGAAGCCAUUUUUCCAGUUUUUGAGAUCUGUGGACAAUCUUUGUUUUCAAUAUUACGUAUUGAUCUUAAAAGUUUAAGAUGUAACGAUUAGCCUCCCAAUACACUUUCAAGAAAAGAUCAUUGGCUAGUGAUUAGGAGCAGGAAUACCUGCUGAUCUUUCUCCUACCCAUCUUUAGGAACAAACGGGGCAAAAAUGUAGCAAGUCGAGUGCCUUAUGUUUAAGCACGUCCGUGAGUUUCACACCAGAAAAUCUUCAGGGAAAAAAAUCCCCUUUGCUUUAGUCUAAUCAUGUGUUAUUUGAAUUGCAAAUUGUAUAAAAGGUUGGAUCAUGAUUUUGAUAUGUAGUGUGUGUUUGUCAUCUCUGUGGUUCGGACAUAUUAGAAGUACUAUACUCCCUUUCUUAGCAUUUGUUCAAUUUGUCUUGUCUCAAAAUACUGAAUAAAAACCAUUGAAUAAA
Callorhinchus milii (elephant shark) is the source of this 2965-nucleotide messenger RNA. RefSeq names its product caspase-6. Bases 136 to 1062 code for a protein of 308 amino acids. The record is from RefSeq and is a predicted model, not a curated record. Gene Ontology annotation, biological process: proteolysis; apoptotic process. Gene Ontology annotation, cellular component: cytoplasm. The transcript is spliced from 8 exons. NCBI's taxonomy places the organism in Eukaryota, Metazoa, Chordata, Chondrichthyes, Chimaeriformes, Callorhinchidae.